This is a messenger RNA of Colletotrichum higginsianum IMI 349063, 1212 nucleotides long. RefSeq names its product Flavin containing amine. Gene Ontology annotation, molecular function: oxidoreductase activity. The coding region runs from base 1 to 1212 and encodes 403 amino acids. The record is from RefSeq and is a predicted model, not a curated record. The transcript has a single exon. Lineage: Eukaryota; Fungi; Ascomycota; Sordariomycetes; Glomerellales; Glomerellaceae.
AUGUUGGAGAUGGGCGGCACCUGGGUGCAUUGGCAGCAGCCGCACAUCUUCAGCGAGCUCCAAAGGUAUGGGCUCGAUGACUUUCUGGAGACGCAGGCGUUUCCGCAGGGAUGUGCCGCAUUCUCCAAGUGCAACGUCGCGGACAAGCUCAUGGUGCAGAGCCCGGAAGAAGCGACGGAGAUGUCUGCUACGACUGAGAGGCUCAUGGCGCAGUUCCUCGACGUGGACGGGUACGGCGGACGAACCGUCAUCCCUUUUCCUUUCAACAUCCCAAACAGCGUUCGUGAUAGCCCGUCAUAUCGCGAAAUCGACCGUUUGAGUGUUGCAGACCGUGUCAAAGAGCUGAAGGAUCUCACGGACGAGGAGAAGGCGAUCCUCAGAGAGCAUGCCGCUUCAUUUUACGGAACGCCUCCCGAUCAGACUUCCUUCUCGGAAGUGAUCCACACGUACGCUCUCUGCAACUUCCAGCCUCACAUGAUUGAGGAGGCAACCGUGAAGUACAAACUGUCGAAAGGCAUCUCGGCUUUGGCCCUCGCCAUACUAGAGGACUAUAGGGGUGACAGGCUCUUAUCGUCUCCGGUCAAGUCUAUUACCCAAACGAAUGCGGCUUACGGCGCCUGCGUAACCCUCGAAACCGGCAAGAAAUACCGCUCCAAGACAAUCAUCACAACCAUCCCGAUCAACGUCAUCUCAUCCAUACAAUUCGACCCUCCUCUAUCGCCUCUACGGAGCGCUGCGUUCUCGGAUGGCGUUACAGCUGCCAAGAUCGACAAGAUCAUGAUGACGACGUCAAGAAACCUCAACAGCGGAUUCAGAAUCUCCUGUGAAGGCGGCGACAUGCCGUUCACCAGCGGAUUCGGCGACAUACUCCCCAACGGCGACCCGCUCCUCACUUUUCUGUGUCGGCCGGGCGUUGGUUUCGAUUUCGAUGAGAGCAAGAUCCGCCUUGCCGGGACAUUGCAUCCGGAUGGGUUGGACAUUACGGCCGCCUUCGCCCACUUGUGGUCUCAGGAUCCGUUUGCGCAAGGUGUAAUGCCCGUCCGAAAAGCCGGGUUUAUCGGACAGUACGACGACGAGGUGCGGAGACCCCAUGGAAAAGUGUACUUUUGCGGUUCGGAUUUUGCGGACGGAUGGCGUGGGUUCCUCUCAGGUGCCUUUGAGAGUUCCUAUCGCGUGACUCGGGAAAUAUUGAUGUACCUCAAAGACCAGUAG